AAGUAGUAAACAAUCUUAGCAAAAUGUAGAAAUACAUCAAUUUUUGAAAUUUCACUCUCUUAAAAUUCCGGCUCGAUGUCUUGUUGUUCGAGUGAGCUGAUGAACACGGAAGAGGAAACCGGCGAGGAGUUGCUAGUGUUCAUCCGUACUGUUUACAUAGAAGCCGGAAUAUUGUGUUUCGUAUCGGCCAUUACUCUGCUGGUGAUCUCAUCGCUGAACAUUAGUGUUGUCAACAUCCUGCCGAUUCCGCCGUACGUCUGGCUGAUCUUCGCCCUCGUCCUCCUGGCAGUCCUUAUCUGUCUGCCCAUCCGGCGCAUCCGAAGACUGAUCCCCUGGAUAGUGGUCGGCGGAGUUGUGGCAUUCUUCACACUGAGCGCCGCAUGCUUUAUGUGCAUCUACGACAUACCCGACUUGGUGCUCUACUUGGCCAUCAUGGUGCUGGUGGUGGUCGGACUGAUGGUCUGUGGCGCCAGGUGCCGGAAAUCGUUUCUACCCAAUGGCCUCGUCACCGCCGUGAUCGUGACCCUCUGCCUGGCAGCGCUCCUUCCGCUCAUCUUUUUGUCGCUGGCCUCCAUCCGGUACUUCUUUGCGAGCUUCUCUGCCGUCCUGAGCGUCCUGGUGAUGACGGUCAUCCCCCUGCAAACCCAGUUCAUCCACGGACGAUUGCAAUACUCCCCGAUUGGCCUCGAACCCAUCUGCGCCACUCUGAUCUACCUCACCUCAUUCGCCCUGUUCAUCUGCAUAUGCGUGUUUUCUAUUGCCAUUGAAUCGGAGAUUCUUGGAGCCUUCAACUUGCAUUUAGCAGGCCUGUCCACUAUUCCAUUGUAA
Molecule: messenger RNA, 828 nt
Organism: Drosophila teissieri
Lineage: Eukaryota; Metazoa; Arthropoda; Insecta; Diptera; Drosophilidae
Product: NADH-quinone oxidoreductase subunit N
Exons: 1
Coding region: 76-828 (250 amino acids)
Source: RefSeq, a predicted model, not a curated record